This is a messenger RNA of Schistosoma curassoni, 1677 nucleotides long. The record is from the annotation of a GenBank genome assembly. NCBI's taxonomy places the organism in Eukaryota, Metazoa, Platyhelminthes, Trematoda, Strigeidida, Schistosomatidae.
AUGGCUUUCGAGGUUCCUCUAAGCAAUGUUGCAAAUGCUGUUUUGAACAAAAACGAGAUUAUUUUCGAAUUUCACCUAAAUGAUGAAGCUGAAGUUUGCUUAUCUGAAAUGCGUCUGUACACUCCGGGAACUGAAGCUGAUAGGGAAGGCAAAGCCCCUUCUAUAUAUUCCAAGGUUACUCAAAAGGCAGAUAUUAUUCAGGUUACGGGAGAUUUCUUGGUCGAAUUCAAACAGUUGCAGUGUCUUCAACCCCGUGGCCGUUAUGAUGUUAAAUUAUAUCCAAGUUUUAUCCAUUUGCAUGGCAAGUCUUACGACUUUAAAGUCCCAAAGAAUACUAUUACUCGGUUGAUGGUGCUUCCUCAUCCCGAUAAUCGGCAGAUAUUCUUUGCAGUUCAACUUGAUCCACCGAUCAAACAUGGUCAAACCAGAUAUCAUUUUGUGAUUUCCCUUUUCGACAAGGAUUCGCACAUAAACUUGGAAAUGGCUGCGACAGAAGACUGGCUUCAGGAGCAGUUCAAUGGAAAAUUAACUCGAAAUAUUUCAGGACCUGAAUAUGAAGUUGUAGCUCGCGUGUUCAAGGUUCUAUUUGAUCAGAAAGUUACAGUCCCAGGAAGCUUCUCUGCAAAAGGCGGUGGUUGUGCAGUUGCAUGCAGUUAUAAAGCGUCUGUUGGUUUGUUGUAUCCAUUAGAGAGAGGUUUUACAUUCGUUCCUCGUCCUCCAAUUUCUAUACGUUUCGAUGAAAUAGUAGCUGUACAAUUUUCCCGUGGGACGGGUGCUCAAAGGUCUUUUGAUUUUGAGGUGGAAACGCGUAAUGGUUUAACGCAUACAUUCACUUCUAUCGAAAGAGAUGAAUAUCAUCAUUUGUACGAUUUUGUAACUGCUAAAAAACUUCGUGUUAAAAAUAUCAGUUCAGAAAACAAAACUACUAAUCCUGGUGAUGACGUUUGGUCAUCAUCUGAUGAAUCACAUGAUGCUUACAUGGAGAAGGUAAAGACAGAAGCUCGAGAACGAACAACUGAAAUGGAUGAUGAAGAUGACGACGAUGAAGAUGAUGAAGAUUUCAAACCACCGGAAUCUGAUGGUUCUGAACUUGCAGAAGAAUAUGAUAGUAAUGUUCAAACAACAACAAGUGAAGAUGGAUCUGGAGACAACGAUGAUGAUGAUGAUGAUUCGGAGGAGAACAAAAGUAACACUAGUAGUAAGAAUACUACUACACACAAGAAAAAAGAUAAACGAGACAAUGAUAGUGAUGGAUAUGAAGACAGCUUGUCAAGUGUAAGCAGUACUAGUGAACCUAAACCAAAACAAAAAAAAUUGAAAGAAGAACCAAAGAAAUCAACAACUAAACCCCGUAAAGAUGAAACAAAACGACAAACAACAAAAAAGCAAAAAAAACCUAAAGAUCCUAAUGCACCAACUCGUCCACUUUCUGCUUAUUUCUUAUGGUUUAAUGAGAAUAGAGAGAAAAUUGCAAAAAGUUUAGAUGGACAAAAUUCUGUUGCUGAAGUAGCUAAAGCUGCUGGAGAGAUUUGGCGAAAUAUGGAUAGUACAGUAAAAUCAGGUUAUCAAUCAAGAGUUGAUGAAUUAAAAAAGAAAUAUCAAGAAGAUUUACGUAUAUAUCAAUCAAAUUUAGCGUCUUCUAAAGAACCAGAUUUAUCACCAGAUUCUAGUAGUUAA